AUGAAACGUUGCUAUGUAACCGUAUCAUCCGCGGACACAGAGCCACUGUUAAAGUGGGCAACCGCGGGGCGUGUGUUUAAAAUGAAUAAAACAUCCAAUUUCUGCGGAACUGAACUUCAUCGUCGAGUUAUACUGUACACGGUAUGGCUGAUAUAUUUGUCCAAUCGUAUCUGUCGAACGGUAACCGUCGGUUUGUUCCCUUGGCUGCACAUCGAAACUCUGCUCUUCCACGCGUUCAGUGCGUAUCCAGCAUCUGAGCACACCAUGUGCUUCCUCUUGCUCGUUUAUCUUCUCUUAUCGGUCACCACUCAAGACGUUCGCGCGGAGGAAAUCGACUGCCAAGUUUAUAACCAUCUUUACGUUUGUCUGGCCAACAGCGUGUUAUACAGUGUCGCGUUCGAGGAUGUCAACGCGGUGCAGACGAUCGAGGACAUAGAAUUACACCUGGAGGGUCUUGGGAUCAUCGACAUAGCCAAGGACGCUUUUCUCGAAGUCAGCAACUCGUCCGCCUUGUACAUUCGUGACAACCACUUGUCUACAAUUUUUAGACACUAUUUCUCUGGUUUGGACCAACUGACGUAUUUGGAUCUGAAGAAUAACAGUAUAACCGAGAUAGAAGACGGUGCCUUUGCCAAAUUGCACAGUCUAGAAACGUUGCUGCUGGAUAACAAUAAUAUUACUGCGUUUCGACCUGGAAUGUGGAAGGGUCUCACCGAUCUUCGUGAAUUGUACGCCACAAAUAACAAUAUUGCCUUGAAGAGAAACAUAUUCAGAGGACUGCGACACCUGGAAACCUUAGCGUUGGAUUGUAACGGUAUCACGGAGGUACCUAUUGGAGCGUUUAAUGGACUGCCUCACAUCGAUCUCCUCUAUCUGUCGAGAAACAAAAUUUCGUCCCUGCAACCCGAGGUUUUUCGUGGUCUUGGUGAAAUCAACGAACUAGAUUUGGGACGGAAUCGAUUGAAAAAUGUGUCUGGAGGAAUUUUCCGACAUCUGAAAAACUUAAAUUCUCUUUGGCUCAACGGAAAUCAAAUUAUCAUGCUGAAGGGGGACGCUUUCGAUGGAUUGGAUAAUUUGUUGCUUCUGUUCUUGAACAGCAACGAACUGCGUUUUGUGGACAUGUCCGCUUUCGUCAAGAUGAAGAAUGUUACCACCGACCCAGGUUUCAAGAUAGCCGGGACGACUAUUGAUAAUGUUUCCAAAGUGCAAGGACGAUUUCAAUGCAGCAACGUCGAGUAUCAGCUGCCCUACGAGUGCACAGAGAUCGAGUCUCAAGUUCAUUAAAAUACGGUUUACAGAGUGAACAGUGUUGCUUCGAUAUGGAAACGCGAAUCUGUAUCCGAAACGUCGUUUGACAAAUUUUUAGUUAUAUAGGAUAUGCUUGUUAACGAUGAUUUAUGUAAAGUAUUGGAAAAUAUAUUAAUACAACGAAACAGAGAC
Messenger RNA from Bombus huntii, 1440 nucleotides. Its product is annotated as insulin-like growth factor-binding protein complex acid labile subunit. Lineage: Eukaryota; Metazoa; Arthropoda; Insecta; Hymenoptera; Apidae. Gene Ontology annotation, molecular function: protein binding. The transcript has a single exon. The record is from RefSeq and is a predicted model, not a curated record. Gene Ontology annotation, cellular component: extracellular matrix. The coding region runs from base 1 to 1284 and encodes 427 amino acids.